Molecule: messenger RNA, 1851 nt
Organism: Pipistrellus nathusii (Nathusius's pipistrelle)
Lineage: Eukaryota; Metazoa; Chordata; Mammalia; Chiroptera; Vespertilionidae
Source: the annotation of a GenBank genome assembly
AUGGUUUCUGGGCCCCUGGCACUCCGGUGGUACGCGUGGGCAGGGCGUGGGGACAUGGGGCCUGACAUGGAGCUGCCCAGCCAUUCAAAGCAGCUCCUGCUGCAGCUGAACCAGCAGAGGACGAAGGGCUUCCUGUGUGACGUCAUCAUCAUGGUGGAGAACUCCAUCUUCCGGGCCCACAAGAACGUCCUGGCCGCCAGCAGCAUCUACUUCAAGUCCCUGGUCCUGCACGACAACCUCAUCAACCUGGACACGGACAUGGUCAGCUCCACGGUGUUCCAGCAGAUCCUGGACUUUAUCUACACGGGCAAGCUGCUGCCCAGCGACCAGCCCUCGGAGCCCAACUUCAGCACUCUCCUCACUGCCGCCAGCUACCUCCAGCUGCCCGAGUUGGCAGCCCUCUGCCGUCGGAAGCUCAAGCGAGCCGGCAAGCCUUUCGGCUCUGGACGGGUGGGGGCUGCUGGCAUGGGGCGGCCCCCCCGCAGCCAGCGGCUGUCCACGGCUUCUGUCAUCCAAGCUCGGUAUCCAGGGCUCAUGGAUGGGCGCCAGGGGGCCCACACCCCCCAGGAGCUCGCCCAGGCCAAAGGCUCGGAUGAUGAGCUCUUCCUCGGCAGCUCCAAUCCGGAGAGUGCACACAGCCUGGGCCGGGCCGUCUGUCCGGCCAGCGGGGAGGCCGGCCUGGGCAGCUGCAGCACCAAUGGGAGCAGUGGGGGCUGCGAGCAGGAGCUGGGCCUGGACCUGUCCAAGAAGAGUCCGCCCUUGCCCCCCGCCACUCCUGUUCCCCCCCUCACCCCGGAUGAUCCCGCCCAGCUGAGUGACAGUCAGCACGGCUCCCCCCUCUCGGCCUCAGCUCCUCCCGUUGCCAACAGUGCCUCUUACGCCGACCUGGGGGGCACCCCCAGCGAGCCCAUGGAUCUGGAGGGGCCCGAGGACAACCACCUGAGCCUGCUGGAGGGGCCUGGCGGGCAGCCCCGCAAGAGACUCCGGCACGCGGCCCGCAAGAAGGAGUGGAGCCAGAAGGAGCCCGUGGCGGGAUCCCCCUUUGAGCGGAGGGAAGCGGGGCCCAAGGGCUCCUGCCCAGGGGAAGAGAGUGAAGGCCUCGGGGACAGGGUUCCCAACGGCAUCCUGGCCAGCGGCGUGGCCGGGGGCGGCCCCAGCGGGCCCUACAGGGAGCCCCCGUACCCCUGCAAGGAGGAGGAAGAGAACGGCAAGGAUGCGAGCGAGGAGAGCGGGCAGAGCGAGAGCGAGGGGGGCAGCGGCCACGCCAGCGCCCACUACAUGUACCGGCAGGAGGGCUACGAGACCGUGUCCUACGGGGACAACCUGUACGUGUGCAUCCCCUGCGCCAAGGGCUUCCCCAGCUCCGAGCAGCUCAACGCCCACGUGGAGACGCACACGGAGGAGGAGCUGUUCAUCAAGGAGGAGGGCGCCUACGAGACGGGCAGCGGGGGAGCCGAGGAGGAGGCGGAGGACCUGUCGGCGCCCAGCGCGGCCUACGCGGCCGAGCCCCGGCCCUUCAAGUGCUCCGUGUGCGAGAAGACCUACAAGGACCCGGCCACGCUGCGGCAGCACGAGAAGACGCACUGGCUGACGCGGCCCUUCCCCUGCAACAUCUGUGGCAAGAUGUUCACGCAGCGCGGCACCAUGACGCGCCACAUGCGCAGCCACCUGGGCCUCAAGCCCUUCGCCUGCGACGAGUGCGGCAUGCGCUUCACCCGCCAGUACCGCCUCACCGAGCACAUGCGCGUGCACUCGGGCGAGAAGCCCUACGAGUGCCAGCUCUGCGGCGGCAAGUUCACGCAGCAGCGCAACCUCAUCAGCCACCUGCGCAUGCACACCUCCCCCACCUAG